UAUUUAACCAGUUGGGUGUUGGUGUACGCCAAGAUAAAAUCAGGCCGGAUAUUCAGAAUCAGCAUAUGAUAACAUUUGAGAUAUGUGUUGCCAAUCGAUACAAGCUAAACAAACAGUUCAAGAAGCAGUCAUCCAAACUUGCUGAAGAUCCAGAAAAUCUGGCACUGCGGGCAAGUGUGGCACAAUCAAAGCUUGCUGCCGUAGCAGAAACAGAGGACAAUGAAACAGAACAAAAGAGACAACAGGGCAGGAAAGUCCUAUACGGCCAAAUUGUACAGUUGCGCCAUGUAUUCAGUAGUAAAUACAUCCAUGUCAGCACAACGAAGACGUCUGAAACAGAGAGCAGCAACAUGGCGGUUGAACUUCUUAGUGUUAAUGCUAAACAUGCACAGUUCCGCAUCAUGCCGCGCUACAAGGUCAAGGCUGAAGGUGACACAGUACAAGUGGAGGACCAGAUUAUGUUUGAGAGUGUUAAGUCUGCUGGAUCCUUCCUCCAUGUCAGCAAGUUUCUCUUUCCUGGUCACUCUGUCUACCACAAAAGUCAUGAGUUGAACCUAUCUGUCCAGACAACAGGGUUUGUGGUAUACCGUAAAUACAAACCUAUAGUGGAGGAGGAGGAAAGACUCAAGAUUGGAGAACCUGUUCGCUUCUUCCAUAAAGAGAUGGAGGCAUACCUUGUAGCAGAGGGAUUGUUUAAUGAGGAAAUUCAGGAGGAUGUCCAUUUGCGUGUACGUCCGAUGGACCAGACAAUUCCUAAAACCAUGUUCCCCAGUACUGCCUCCAUCACCUUUUGGCAGAUAGAGUUACAAGAUGGGCCUGUCAAAGGUGGUAUUCUGAAGUGGGAGCAGCCCAUCAAGAUUGUACACAUGUGUAGUCGGAAGUAUCUCGCUGUAGAUAAAGCUUCAAAUGAACUCACUCUGUGUUCUUCCCAUACGGAUCCCCGUACAGUCUUCAAACUACAUGCUGUCUUCAAGACUGAGCAGAGUGUCAUGAAGGACAGUUAUUGUAGAAUCCAGCAUGUGUCUACUGGCUUCUGGCUGCAUGGCUUUAUGGAUAAGUACAUGAGUCGCCAGCAGUCUGAUUCUUCUGACAAUGGAUCCAUGACAGCACACAAGUGGAGUACAGCAGAGCUCAGAAAGGUUGGUGUGAUCGAGGAGAAGCAAUAUGAUGAUGCCUUUACCCUACAAAUAGUUGAACCAGAGCUUCUAGAAAUAUUCAACGGCAUGUCAGGCAUGGUCCCCUUCCUACAAAAGCUUGUCGAAGAUAAAAAGAAGGGCAUUGUCCUGACUGCGAAGAUGGCUCAUGAUACAGUGUCUGCUCUACAAGAAAUGCGAGCUUACAUGUUUGAGCUUGGUGAGACAACCAAACAGAGACAGAAACUGCUUCGUAAUUUACAGAUUGUUGAAGUAUUGGUUCAGCUCCUUCAGAUCCCAUUCCGAGGCUGUGAUGACCAGCAUCACCUGGUGAGGAUAUAUGUGGAGGCGUAUGAUGUCCUCUACACCUAUCUGAUGGGUGACAGCAGGAAGAACGAGCUCUACAUUGCCAAACAUAUUGACUUCUUCCUCACACAAUUUGAGAUUAAAGAGGGUAAGAUUGGUUUGAAUGCAGCCCAUAUGGUGAUGGAACUGAUCAAAGACAAUCGUAAGAUUGUAGACAGGAUUACACACAAACACAUCGACACCUUCAUCGACCUCCUACAGAGGGACAAGAACUACCGGUAUCUGGACUUGCUGAGUGUGUUGUGUGUCUGUGAGGACAUCAAUAUCUCUGACAACCAGAAGUACAUCACAGAAGUGUGGCUGAUGAAAGGAAAUCGGAACUGUGUUUUCUACACUGACCUCGGACAGAAGAUUGGCAAAGUGCCUGGUGUGGUGUAUGUCUCCACAAACAUGGGACGGACCUGGACAGAACUGAGCGAAUUUGUACAGAGAGUUGGUACAGACGAGUCCUACCUGUUCUUGGAACAUCAGCUGGAACUCUAUGGAAUGUUGUGUCAUGGUCAGAAUGAGUUCUCUAUCAAGGUGAUAACUCAGGAACUGAAUUACCUAACAUGGGAGGAAGCCUUCACCUGCCUCAGUGACGAGGUUCUGCCUGACCAGUUGCGGGCCAGAUACUGCAUGCUCAUCACAACAAUGUUUGUGGAUAUCAGUGAGAACCAGGCCGUCACAGACAAAGUCAAACUCUCCUACAUCUAUGCAGAAGUUGACCAGUUUGAGGACGUGGUAGACCGUACUGGGUCAACAACAUACCAGUUCUUCCCCACCCUCAAUGACUGGAUUUCCAAGUUCCUCGGCAAGAACAGUGACAUGACAGCAUCGGAGAUCGGCAACAACAUGCUGGUCAAGCAGGUUAUUAGACUGGUGCACUAUCUGGUGUCAUUUGGGUUCUACUACAAAAUUGACGACAUCAAAAAGCUUCUUGAACCCUUGAUGAGCUUGUUGGAUGGACGGAACGACAAACCUUAUCCAAACAUAUCAGGCAAAGACGGAGAGGAGAUUUUAAAACAUUUCCGAAAAGUUGGUCGCUAUGAGAGAAGCCAGGAAACUAAAGCUAUUGUUGAUGCCAAAUGUCAGGCAUUGGAGGUGCUGGACUUGUUCUUUGACUUCAUCCUGAACCAGAGGCUUGAGAAAUUUAUCAACACGUUCAAAGUGACCCACACAGAGAUGAAUGCACCUUCCGGGUUUUUCGGCCACAAAACAGAACUAGCUCCAAUGCUUUACUCGGAUUAUGAUCCCCUGAAGCAACAUGGACUGUGCAAGGUGGCUUUGAAGAGGUUGGCUGAUAUUUUCGAUACAACAUCUUUCCUGAAAGGCUACAACCUGGUGGAUGUCCUAAAGGACUUGACUCAUUACAAGUAUGAUGAAAUCAUCAGACAGUCUCUGAACCUGCUGGACAGGUACUACUCGGCCUACAAUGACCUCUUCUCAAGGGCAGUUCAGGCACAGGUGUGUAUCACAGACAGAUCUGUGGAGGUAUACCACCUCCUAGAAAAAGUGCUUCCAAAAAUGAGGCUGUACGCUAGUGCCCGCUUGAGUGACGAGCAGACAAUCGAGUUAUGUACCAUCCUUGACUCGCUCAUUGCGACGUGUCAUUUGGAUGGCGAAGAGGACGAACCUCAUCCUGUGAACCAGACCAUCCUCUACAACCAUGGCAUCAUUGAACUGUGUUUCACCAUUCUUACUCAGAAAAUUGACACCAAGCUGUUGGACCAGUAUUCUGGGCAGAGGCGGAUUUUUGGGAGGACAUUUAUACUGCUGAAACUCAUGGCACGCUUGAACAAGCUCGUACAAAAUCGAUUGUUUGACCGUCUGGACCUUUUGCUGAAAGUUCAGGGUGUAGAAGUCGAGCUGGCUGAAUGCAUCGCUGAGCUCUUUGUGGGGAACACUAAAACCUGUAUGAAGAUCACAGGAAAGCAAGUACAAAAUGUCAUGUCCAUGGUGGCUCGUUGUAAAGAGACUGUGCCACAGUUCCUUGACCUUCUCAAUGCUGUUGUCAAGGUGGAGGAGUUGGACCUGCCCAUCAAACGUAAUCAGGGCUUUGUCAUGCAGUACUUCAUGCAGUUCCGCGCUGAUGUAGCCUACGUCAUAGACCAGGACGAGUCUGCAAGGGAGAAAAUCCUGAUGGACAAUAGUCAUAAGGACUUGCAAUACCUGGUAGCCAUGAUGGACAUGCUGGCUACUUGUGCUGAGGGUGAGAACCAAUUCAUUGAGUCCAUCUGCCAGACCAUCUUCAAGAUUCCUGAGCUGAUGAGAAUUGUUAAUAACCCCAAAGUGAGCGACAACCUCAAGAGACCUUUCCUGAGGUUCAUCCUCUGGGUAUAUCUCAACUCUGCUGGUGGUAUGAUAGAGAGUGGGGCCGGAGAUCUACCACAUGACAAAUCCAUGUGGAAUUACAUAGAGACCCUGAAUAAAACUCUGAAGUCUGUCACAGACUACAGCCGAGAGAAUCCACGGAGUGCCAAGCUACUGGUCAAGAAGCCACCUCCCCGAGUUGUCAAACAGAUGACCAGACAGAUUAUCAUUCAGGGAAGCAUGCACUACUUGUUUGAUGCUGUCAUGCCUUUCUUGCAGAUUUUCUGUAAGACCUACUACCAGCCUGACAUGACAAUGUAUCCUACUGAACCACAAAACAUGGAUGUCCUGGCACGAAACUUCAAGGACUUCAUGAGUGUCAUUGGUCCACUGAUGAGUGAUGAGGGACAGAUGAAGAAACUAAAUGCCUGUAUGACCACUCUGAUGUCAGCCUCCACACUACCCAUCACAGAAAUUCAAGAAUUCCAAGAGCAGAUUGGUACUGGGAAUGUCCAUCUUGAUGUACGCAGUGACAGCAAAAAGGCAUAUGAUAGUUAUUACGAGGCAGAGGACGAAAUCAACAACCAGCUGAAUGACUUCUCCAUGAACAUGAAAAAAUCUUAUGGGGGAAAUAACACUGUACAGGCACAGAUUGGAUUCCCAUCUGAUAUCCCCUACUCUGAGGUUGGAGGAGAUGAAGAGCUACCUCUUGGACGUGAGUUCCAGGAACAUCUGGAAUGUUUUAUAAAUCGAACAGCCAAAACACCAAGAGAGAAAUACUCCUUAGCAAGUAAACUCGUCAAAAUGAUGUCCAUCUCAUCAAGUUUAACCAACCUGAGCGAGAAGGAGAAGUUGGAUCAGGUGAACCUGGACAUCAAGACUUUACAGCUUCUCCGUGGACUCAUCCACAAUGAAAUUUGUAAACUUCCUGAGGGCUGGGAACAGAACUCCUCCGAUCACAGAAAACAGCUCCGUGUGAUUGACCAGGUCCAAGAUGCCCUAGACAACUGUGGAGCGGUCAGCAGUGUACUUGACCACUUGUCACGUCCUCAGGAUGAAGUUGUUAGGGAGGUGCUUGUCUUUAUGGCCAACCUUCUCUAUAAUGGCAAUGAGUCUGUCCAGGUCAGCCUUAUAGACUUCUUCACAGGAACAAGAGAGGAGACCUUCUUCUUCUCCAUCAAAGGAAGGAUGACUAUGUCUGCUAUAGCUACUAGGGAGAAACGCCAUCUGUUUGCAAUGCACCAAGCACGAAUGGAAGAUGCAAUUCAACAGGCCAAAGCUCUCAAGAUUGCCAUGAAGACUGGACAAUUGGCCACCAAUGAGAUCACUAAAGCCAACAACUUUGGAUCCUUCAUGUCUUCAAACAUGCAGAAAUCUUCCCUCAAUCUGGGCUCCUCUUUGGCGAUGAACCAAAAACUUGGUUCCACCUUGUCCGUUAGAGACAAUACUUCACCGAAGCCUGGGACAUCUUUGGUGGUCGCUAACGGUAUCCAUGGUGAUCCACCACCACCUGCACAGAGUCCAAGAGGUGGCGGUUCUCUGUCCUCAAGUGUUUCUGUGAAACCUCCUAUGCCCAAUGGUGUUGGUGUGACUUCCAAAGUAUCACCCAUGGUUAAACCUGUGAAAGAAGAGGAGGAAGAGGAAUUGGAUGAGGAAGAAAUCAAAGAGUUGCUUGGAGAAGACUUUGGCCAGGCUGGUGACCUAGAGUUUGAGGAUGAUGGUUACAUUGAACUUGUGUUGAGGAUUUUAGGACUAAUGUGUGACAACCAGUAUCGUCUGCUGCAGGAUUACUUACGGGAACAACCAGACAAUAUAAAAUCUGCCAACUUAGUGGCAGAGACAACAAGAUUCCUGGACAUUUUAUAUGGGAGUGUCAACAGCAAAUCUAUGCCACUCAUUUGCCAACUGUUUGAUACCCUUGUGGAGUUCUGUUCGGGUAACUUUGCCAACCAAGCUUGUGUGUUUGACAACAAGAUCUGUGACUACAUGAAUCACAUCUUACGAACAGGUGUCUUCAAGGGAUGCAGUCAUAUGGAGGUGUACUCAUUGAAGAUGUCUAUCGCCACUGUGAUCCGAGCUAUGAGUGAAGAAAAUGCUCCCCAGGACUUUAUACAGACUGAAAAUCCACUGGCUACCUUAGCAAAGGAAGUGAUGGAGUCUGUUGAUGAACACAUACUGAUGAAAACAGUCACAGGUGCAUACGCUCAUAUGCUGGAUUUGACUAGGGCAUCCAGAAAAGAGAAAAAUGACGAUGACUAUGGCGACCUCUGUGACAUUGUACAAGAUUGUGGCUUUGCCUAUUUCCAACUACUGCUUCGAAAACUGGCCAUAGAAAAGGGCAUGACCAAAGAAGUUUUUGUAAGAACAAAGUUGGACAAGGAAGCUUGGGACUUUUUUGACAUAGGAACCAUGUCUAUAGAGGUGUUGAAGGGAGAGGACCUUCAGACUAUCUACUUCAGGGUCCGGGAUAAGAGUGUGCUGCGUGAGGACAUUAAGGAAAAGUUCAAGUACGAGGUGGACCGAUCGACCCCUAGCAACAAGAUACGAGGCUUCAUGGACUGGUCCAGUGACAUCAUGCAGGAUAUUAAAUACCAGCGGAAGGUCUUGGCCAAUCCUGUCGGGAGAAUCCUCAUCAAGAUGUGGAUCCCAAUGAACUAUGCAGCACUGUUGCUGAGCAUUUUGAUCUGCUCAGUCAUCAUGAUCACAUGGCGCGAUCCCAAGGACGAAAAUGGAGAUUCUGACGUUCACAGCAAGGUGCCGAUCUUCAGCAUUGAUGAGAAUCUUUACUACUACUUCCUGUACAUAGCAGGUGGAAUGCACAACUUCCUCAGUGUGUGUAUAUACAUUACCUUCCUCCUCUCAAACAACCCCAGCUUCCCGCCCUGGCAGGCCUUCCUUAGGCUUAUAGGGAAGAGCAAUGAGAAGGAGGAAGAGUUCAAAACAUGGAACGAGAGAAAAAAUCCAUACGACACCAACAACCUGGAACUGAACAUAUACAGCAUAAAGGCUAUGUACUAUGUGGUAUUUGUGGCCUGUUCUAUUAUGGGAACAAUCUACUAUGGUUACUUCUUCUCCUUCCACCUCCUUCACAUUGCUGAGCUGAAUCAGCUGCUGAAGCGAGUUAUCCAGGCUGUCACUACAAAUGGAAUGUCACUGCUGUUGGUCGCCUUGCUUGGUCUGGCGAUCAUGUUUAUCUACUCGUUGGUUGGCUUUGCCUUCCUGCGAGAGAGAUUCUUCAAGGAGAGUGAAGGUCGUCAUUGUCGUACAGUGGCCCAGUGUUUUGUUACCAUCACUCAUCACGGCUUCGUGGAUGUGCCAUACACAACAUUUGAGAGUGCUAUGGACAGCGAUAUCAACGAUGUGUUAAUGUUAUCCGCUAUAGACGUGACCUUCUUCAUACUCAUCACCACCAUCGGCCUGAACAUCAUCUUUGGUGUCAUCGUCGAUACUUUCUCUCAGCUCAGAGACUCCAAGUGGGAGAUCGACAAAGACAUGCAAAACAAUUGUUUCAUCUGUAGCAGAGAAAGUUAUGACUUUGAGCGUCAAGGAAAGGGUUUUGAGAAGCAUGUGAAAUCAGAACAUAACCAGUGGGCCUACCUAUUCUUUUUCAUUCACCUGGACGAGACUAGACCUAAUGACUACUCAGCUCUGGAACUUCAUGUCUAUAACAUGCUGGACCUGAAUCGCUUUGAGUUCUUCCCCUUGAACAGAGCUCUUUGUCUGCAAAGUGACAAGUACGACACAGAUGAGAUGAUAGAACAGCUUCAGAUCUCCAUCAAGGCAUUGGAUAUGAAACUCAGUAGUGAAAUGGCAUUGGUUGAGUUUAUGGCCUCCAAGAUAAGAGAAGAUGAUGCACAAAAGCUGCAAGAGAGGGAAAAGAAAAAACAGAAGGAAUGGGAAGCUAGUCAAAAAACUCCUCGUGAAUAACAUUAUACAAAUAGGCACUAAAAUGUAAAACAAAAAAAGUGUCAUUUCAGGAGUUGAUUGUUGUGGUGAAAAAGAAAUAAAAGUUUCAAGGAAUUAGAAUCAUUUCCUGUGAACAUUUAAAGAAAAGUAAACAGAAAUGGAAAUAUGAGAAAGUGUGUACUAGGCACUUAAAAAAAUGAAUGGCAGAGUUUUUUAUGUUAAAAGCUAUUGUGUAUAAAUAGAAAUGGUACAUUCAAUAUCCUAAUGACCACUCUUGAUGUCACUCCGAAGGAGUCCCCAGAUAUUCUCCUCCUCCCACUGACAAGUUUUUCGUAAGACAUUUAGGAUUUUCAAAAUGUUCGCUAGAAGUGCUCUGUACAUUUCCAUGUGUCAUCAGACCAUACAAUGAUAUGCAGUGGGAUUGAUGUGUUAUACAAAUCCAAGAAAGUAAAGAACAAUUACAAAAAACAGUUGAUUUUUUUUACUGUAUGGCUGUUUUCUAGAAUUGUAAAUGAUAAAGUAACAACCUUUAAAAGAAAAGAAAUCUGAGAAAUUUGAUAAAAAUAAAUUUGAGGCAUUAUUCUAAGACUGAUAAUUCUGAUAUACCAUGUAGUUAUUUUUGUAUGUUUAUAAAAAGCACUUCUUUUAUGAUUGUCAUGUAAACUUUAUAUACUUUUUAAAAUUUGGUGUAAGGUUGCUUCAGAAAGAGUUGAGUUAGACUGAUUUAAAAUCCACAUCAAAUGAACAUUCAAUCUAUAGUUCAAGUCUGUAUUUGAUUUCUGUAUUGUAACCACAUUCCAUCUAUUUGAUUCCAUUUUUUACUUGGAGUCGGCUAGGUUUUAGUAGGCAUGGCAAAGACCAUAAUAGAAAUGUUUGAUAAGAUGCUUUUUGUUAAGCAAUAAAUGUAGAUGUGAACAAAGAUAUGUCGAACCUCCUCUCACUGAUCCAGCUUUAAUACUGAAAUUUUCAUGAUUUCAACACAUAGAUUUAUUUUGAUAAAAUAGUCAGCUUCAAGGAUAAAUAGGUGUGCUGUCUUUCAGUUUUAACUUGUCUUUGUGUUUUUUAAGUUAGAUCCUAUCACUCUUAAGUGUCAUCUCAUAAUAAGUACAUUUUAGACAAUCAAUGCUUGUGUACAACGAACUGUGUCACACUAAGGUAGCAUACACCCUUAAGUCUUGAUGUAUAAUAAGGUAGUACGUGUACAUGCAUAGUACCCAUUAUCUUUCCAUCUAACUGUCAGCACAUAUCCCCAAAUCUUCAUAUCAUGAUUAAAUUUAUAUUCAUUGUUGAGAAAAAAAUCUGUGAAUCUAUACAAUUUUUUUAACUCAGGGUAGACUACUUAAUUCAUUUUUCAAUGUUGAUCUAAGCUUCAUAAUGUAAAUUAAUUGUUAAGUUUUUUUCUUGAAUUACAUUUGUGUUUUUCUGUUAGUUUCAUUGUUUCAUAGACAUAUUAAAAUUUUAUUAAGUCUUUACCAUUUUACAUGUGUGUACGUUGUUAAGAGCAGAUUCACUUUUUAUUAUUGAUGACAUCAGAAAAUGUUCUACUCGGAUAUAGAAGCCACUGAUUUAUAAUCAAAAGGUGAUAGCUAUUGGUAUGUUACAAACAUUUAUUUCAUUGUUUUAUAUUGUAUCAUUAACAUCCUGAAAUGAAAUGAUUUUAAUAUCUGUUUUUGAUUAUAUUUGUAUGCUGACAACCUAAAGAUAUAUCUUUGGGAGAGUAUCUAUAAAGUGUUAAAUGUAUUGUUAUUAAAGAUAUUAUAUUGGUUUGAAAUGUAGCUGAUGAUAGAUAUAUUUUACUUAUGGAAAUAUACCAAUAAAGGAUACAAAAUCUGUGGAAGAAACCCUGCAGAAAAUGAACAGUGUUACUAGAGAAUGGUGUAAAUGUGGUGUUAAUAUACCCUUGACUCCCCUGUAUGUUGGUGGAGUCAGUAUAUCUCUUAUUAUAUCUAAGGUAGGAUUUUACAGAACCAACGUGAUACAAGACCAGGGAUGCAAGACCAGGGACGUAUAAAGAUAUAUUUCUCUGGCAAGACUGAUGGCAUUAUAAACAAGAGCAUGCUAGUCAACGUGAGAUAAAAUACAGACAUCUGAGAAAGGCUAUAGAGCUUGGGGAGAAAGGUAACAACAGUGAGUUCAGUAAAUCAGACUGGUUACCCUAACAACAGUGGGUUCAGUAAAUCAGACUGGUUACCCUAACAACAGUGGGUUCAGUAAAUCAGACUGGUUACCCUAACAACAGUGGGUUCAGUAAAUCAGACUGGUUACCCUAACAACAGUGGGUUCAGUGAAUCAGACUGGUUACCCUAACAACAGUGGGUUCAGUGAAUCAGACUGGUUACCCUAACAACAGUGGGUUCAGUGAAUCAGACUGGUUACCAUAGUAGGCUUGUUAUUGGUCAGACACAGCAGUCUAAAAUGUUAGAAAUCUUCCUCUGAUGAACUACAGAUACUAGCAAUGUUAGGAGGUAAUGUUUCACGGGAACAGUUCAAGGGAUAAGUACAGAGUACAUGGUGAGGGACAUAAACACCAAACAUGAUAUAAUGGUUUAUUCAUUAUUUAAUACUGUUGAUUCUGCAGCUGUUAUUUAAGGCGUGAAUUUGUGUUGAAAUCAUCACCAGCAGUGAUUUCAUCUUGACAUUAAUUAUGAGUUGUUGUGAUAUAUUUUGAUUGCUCUUCUAAUGUUUAUUUAGAUAUGUAAGACUUUUAAUAAAUGUUUUAGAAAAUC
This is a messenger RNA of Pecten maximus, 10423 nucleotides long. RefSeq names its product inositol 1,4,5-trisphosphate receptor type 2-like. Gene Ontology annotation, biological process: calcium ion transmembrane transport. NCBI's taxonomy places the organism in Eukaryota, Metazoa, Mollusca, Bivalvia, Pectinida, Pectinidae. The record is from RefSeq and is a predicted model, not a curated record. Gene Ontology annotation, molecular function: inositol 1,4,5-trisphosphate-gated calcium channel activity; inositol 1,4,5 trisphosphate binding. Gene Ontology annotation, cellular component: endoplasmic reticulum; membrane.